AUGCCUAACGCCUCGCAAGCGGUGAGACAAGCUACCGCUAUUGACGCCGCAGCAGCCGCUGGCCGACAUUUGGACGCUGCAGCAGCCGCUGGCCGUCAUUCUGACGCCGCAACAGCCGUUGGCCGUCAAUCGGACGUUGUAAACACCCCUCGCCGACUUGACCAGCUGAACCCGCUUCCGCCGAGGGAAAGGUUUCAAGAGGACGUCGCUCGUCGUUUCCCCCCGCAACCGCCGCGACUCCCAAAGCAGAUACCGUUGCAGCCAGCGUUGCAUCUAGCGUUGCAGCCAGCGCAGGGAAGCGCGGUGCCACUGCUGACACGCCAUCACGCGUCGGGUUUGGCUCGAUCUUCCCCACUUACGGCGGGUUUGACGUCACCUCCACUCUCCACGCGACAAACUUCCCCGUCGCCCGUUCCGAGCGUCACUGCUACCACGACUCCUGCUCCUGCUCCUGCUACUUCGCCCAGCGACAGCGCUACUGCCGCCGCAGCUGCAGCAGACGCGUCGCCGGUUUCACCAUUGACACUCCCAGCUCGCUCCAGCGGCGUUUCUUACUCACCAGCGUCGCCACCCGAACAAACCACCGCUACCACCCACUUCAGUGGCAAUACCGUCCCCUUCAGCGGCCGUACCACGGACUUCACUGGCAUUGUCGCUCGAUCUCCGAACCUCCUACCCGUCGCGCACCGGAGCGACCCUGGUCCAUCCUCGUUAUUGCUAUUUCCGCGUUCACCCGACGCAGCAUCGGCUUCUCUCUCGCUCUCCAGCCACCCCUCUCUCUCUCCCACCAGCAGCCUCAGCACGACCAGCACCACGCUCCCCGCCGUGAUUGGCGCUGCGCUCAGCCCGGCGCCAUACCUUCGAACCACUGCUGCUGACCUUCAACCAGACGUUCCCCCCCACGACAUUCCCCCCGAACUCCCCCCUCCCGACCUUUCCCCCCCCGACCUUCCCAGUGUCGGCUCAGCGGGAAGACCCACUGCUGUCGGCGCGUCAGUGGCGGAGGGAGGGUGGAAUGCGGUGGUAGGGCGGAGUGAGGCGGAAGAAAGGGAGGCGAUGUGGCGGCUGUGCGCGGAAGAGAUGGCGCAUCUGAAAGCGCUGCUGCUGGACGACGGCGGCGGCGGAACGCAAAGCGCGCCGCUGUUGCAGCGCGCCGAGCACGAUGGCUCGCAAAGGACCGUUUCGCGCAGCGACGGCGGCUCGCACGACCCCCACCUGGCUGGGCUGUUUUCAGGAGCCGCAACGGUUCAGGAAAACCCGGACCAGACAUCCGCACUACAAGCUACCCCACAGCAGCAGCAGCAUCAGGAGGAAGGGCAAGGGCCUCCUCAGGGGAACGACCCCUACCGGUUGUACCUGCUGGCUGAGAUACGGAAAGCGCGUGCGGCCAUGCUUUCUCGUGGCGCUACUACUGCUCCUCUCGGCCACCUACAACAGGAACACGCGGGUUCACCCGGGGAUCCAACGGUCAACCUCAAUCACUCUGGGGCUGCGGCCCCUGAAAAGGGGGGGACAGCGGCGCGCUUCCACGCGGGAGGUGGAGGCGGGAGCGGGCGGAGCGCGAUGGUCGUGUCCGCGAUGCUGACGCCCUUGGGAAUCGUCGCGCUCUCAACGCAAGCACGCGCCAAUGCCGCUGCUUGUCUGCCGGAAUCUCGUUUGGGGAACGUUGGGAUGAGCGAGGAGGUGGCGGCGAGGGAAGCAACGGAAACGGCGAGGGAAGCGACGAAAGCGGCGAGGGAAGCCGAAGAGCAAGAACUGCGGGAGAUCUGCAGUGCGCUGUUCUCAGCAGGAGCGCGGGAAGCGGAUGGUUUCUUACAGGGCGCGCUGGGUGGGGCUGGUGGGAAGGGCGUGGUCAGGGGCAGCUCCGGUUGGGAAGUUUCGGGGUCGCGAUUAGGAGACGCCGCACUCCCGGAACAGCACGCAACAUUGCAGCAUGGAUUUCCGCAGCACAUUAUACCGCAGCAGGCAACACCGAAGCACGCGGCGCCGCACGCAACACCGCAGCAUACACUUAUCCACGACCAAGUCCCACUGCAGAGGACGAUGAUCACAGAGCAGGAGUCGGCGCCAUUGCAGCACCUGCUAGCGGCAACGGCAACUCACGCGGCGGCUUUGGAGGCGCCGCAUGAAGCGGCGCUGACCCCGCAGGAGAUGAUGCUGCUGCGAGACGUGCUGGCAGCACCAGCUCAGGAUCACGAGGCGGCGAGGUGGAUAACCACCAAAUCACCCUUCGACGCGCAGCCGUCGAUGGUCGACGCGGAAUUCCCGCGGGGUGAUUUCAAGCAGCCGCAGCGUCGGGCGUCCAAGUCCGAAGGGCAGCGCAGCAGCGGCAUGGCAGGGGAGCGAGAUUUGUUGACGGGAAACGCGCCAGAGGACCUGCGCGUUCCUUUUGAGCGAUACGGCCCGAUCAAGGAUGUCUACCUACCAAAGGACUACCACACAGGAGAACCACGUGGAUUCGGAUUUGUUCAGUUCGUGAACAUGGCGGAUGCGGAGGACGCGCAGUACGAGCUGGAUCGGACCAACUUCAAUGGCAGGGAGAUCACGGUCGUCUUCGCGGAGGAGAAUCGCAAGAAGCCUGACGAGAUGCGCACCAGGGAGCGAUACAGCACGAUCACGCUCGCGCUCCCCUCCAGGCCGACGUUCCUUCUCGCCUCCUCCUCGCCGCCGCUCGCGCUCCCCUCCCCCUCGACGCAGCGGCCCUCCGCGCAGGUCUCCUUCCGUGGUACGCCUGCUGAUCAUACACCUCCCCCCUCCUACACCCACGUUUUCCACUCUAUCCCUCCCUCCCUCCCUCCCUCCCUCCCUCCCUCCCUCCCUCCCUCCCUCCCUCCCUCCCUCCCUCCCUCCCUCCCUCCUCCCUCCCUCCCUCCCUCCCUCUCUCACCCACCCCAUCCACUACCAGAUCGCCCAGCUAUUCCAAUGAAGAUCGGGAUCGCAGCUACAGCCGCUCGCCCUCACCCCGUGGCCGUGGCCGUGGGCGCUCCCCUCCUCCGCCUCGCAAUGGCAGCGCCGGCGCUCCACCUAGGCAGGUGGUUUGAGACUAUCCCAACCCCCUCUCCUCCCUUGAGUUUUGAGGCGCCUCAAAUUUCUGGUGUUCCACCUAGGGGCCGGAGUGGUAGUGCUGGUGGAGCUGCAGCAGGUGGUGAAGGUGGGCCUAGCAGGCCUUAA
Closterium sp. Naga37s-1 is the source of this 3171-nucleotide messenger RNA. NCBI's taxonomy places the organism in Eukaryota, Viridiplantae, Streptophyta, Zygnematophyceae, Desmidiales, Closteriaceae. The record is from the annotation of a GenBank genome assembly.